GCUCUAUCCCCCCGCCCGCCCUUACAUUUUGCCGUUGUCGCCCUCACUUCUGGCUUUAUUUUCUACGUUUCUUUUGGAUCAUGUUGGUGCUCGUUUCUCGACAACAUCAUUCCUGGGUUCGGGUGCAGCACAUCCGUUUGUGCUUUCUCAUAGACCAUACGCGUCUGGAUUCUGCAUAGUGUAUUGCGCAGCCACUGCUUGUGCUGGCAACACUCAUCGACCUACUGAGAACCUAGACCUUUGCCGUUUGCAUCGUUCAUGGGAGUCUCCUCGAAUUGCAUACUUGACGAUCGACCAAUCCCCCACCACUGUGAACAGAAUCACAACUGUUCGAGCAGGAUCUUCGAGCGCCCUGCCGUCGACUUCAACUUUUAGCCGUCCGACUCGCUACCGGUGGAACCCAAGAUAGACACCCCUCGCAUUCAUGCCUCUGGUUUGGCCUGGCUACACAACGUGCUCCCUCAAGACCGGGUUAUCGAUAAUUAAACAUACGCCCACUCACCAUGAACACACCCGAAGAGAAGGUCAACCUGGAUAAGGGCGAUCUUGACUUGCUCAGCAUCAUCGAACGGACGUGCUCGGUGUUUUCCCUACUAGGAUGUGUCUUCAUCAUUGUAACAUUCUGCUCGUCGAGAGCGUUUCACAAGCCUAUCAACCGGCUAGUAUUCUUCGCCUCCUUUGGCAACAUGAUGACAAAUGUCGGGACUCUCAUGGCGAGGUCAUAUAUUGGCUCUCCUGAUUCCGCGGGCUGUCAACUUCAGGCUUUUCUGGUGCAGAUGUUUAUGCCGGCCGAUGCAUUUUGGACGCUCACCAUGGCCAUCAAUGUGUAUCUAACAUUCUACUACAAAUUUGACGCCGAAAGACUACGGAGGAUGGAGACUCCCUACCUCAUCUUCUGCUACGGUAUUCCGUUCAUCCCCGCACUGGUAUAUGUCUUUAUCAGGAACGGCGACGGCCAGAGAGUCUACGGAAAUGCAACGCUAUGGUGCUGGGUCACGCCCGAGUGGGAAAUCUGGCGCAUUCUCACGUUUUACGGGCCUGUCUGGAUUGCAAUCCUGAUCACCUUCUUUAUCUACAUCCGCGCUGGUAGGGAGAUCUAUCAGAAGCGCAAGCAGCUUCGCAACUUUAGCUCUUCCGACCCCGAUCAAGGGAACUCGUUCCACGACGUUCUCACCUCAAUGAAGACAACAGAAGUCUAUGUCACCUCAGAGGUGGUGAUCGACCAACCGCAUGGCUCUAUCGGGCUGGGUCCGAUGGGAAGACGUGGGUCAGAAGCCAGCCCAUCCCCGCGGAUGCCCAAUGCCGCCGCCUAUUCCGUUAGCAUCUCUGCGAGCCAUAACCACAAUCGCAACGAGUCGCUGGCCGACGCAGUCCUCCCUGUAGAAAACACUGCGGCCGAAGCUGCCACGCAUCGUCCCAUCAACUCGGCUCGUCGGCGCAAUUUCGAGCUCAACAACGCUGCGUGGUCGUACACCAAGUGCUCCAUCCUAUUUUUCACCGUCAUUCUCAUCACUUGGGUCCCGUCGAGCGCCAACCGCGUUUACUCGGUCAUCCACACGAGGGAAUCCUCAACACCCCUUGAGUUCAUGAGUGCCUUCGUCCUCCCACUACAAGGAUUCUGGAACGCCCUCAUCUAUGUUGUAACCUCAUGGAAGGCUUGCAAGACUCUAUGGACCGACAUCAAGUAUGCGUCUCGACGGCCAGACGUCACGGAGAUCGUUGGUAAUUUCCGCCACAGUGACUCGUUCAGGAUAGCGAGCCAAAACCGAAGAACAAAGAACUACGAGAGUGAAAGCAUAGCAGAACUCACAAACAGCCGACCAAGCUCCAAGGAGCAGGUUUCGCGGGCAUAGACGACUUGUGUACUGUAGUGAUAGCAACCCGUUUUCAUGUGAACGAUACCCAAUGCUAUGCAGAAAGUUUUGUUUGGGGGUGAGGGCGAGCGAGGCUCCGUCGUAUUGAUAUGUCAAGGUUCAACAUCGCUUUUCGAAGGAGCGUGUACUGUACAUAUUCCCACGGUCUUACAGAACACAUGAUUUGUUGAAUCAGACAGAUUAAUCAUUUACAAUGACAUUUGUUAGGUUGCGUUCAACGCCGGCCU
Messenger RNA from Colletotrichum destructivum, 2101 nucleotides. RefSeq lists its product as uncharacterized. Gene Ontology annotation, molecular function: G protein-coupled receptor activity. Gene Ontology annotation, cellular component: plasma membrane. The record is from RefSeq and is a predicted model, not a curated record. Gene Ontology annotation, biological process: adenylate cyclase-activating G protein-coupled receptor signaling pathway; cell surface receptor signaling pathway. The transcript is spliced from 3 exons. The coding region runs from base 504 to 1853 and encodes 449 amino acids. NCBI's taxonomy places the organism in Eukaryota, Fungi, Ascomycota, Sordariomycetes, Glomerellales, Glomerellaceae.